ACACCUGAGUAGUUACGGUAGAGGUAAGCUAGCAGGCGAGACGAAAGUAUAGUACUAUUACUAGCGAUAAACUACCAGAAUCAUACCUAUAAUUUUCACGAUUCAUGGUAAGUACCUAAUUCGAAAUUGUACUCUCGACCCUGGGUAUUUUAUAUAGUAAUCCAGGAAGGCAGUUAAAACACAAAGAUGUCCCAAUCAAGGGAUGUCUUCGAGCAAAAAGGACCCAAUCAAACAGUCUGCUACGAUAGCGAAACGAAUUUAGAUGACCUCUUCAAGGCUGCAAUGCUUCCAAAAGACAGUCAAGUACAGUUAAGUGGACCUCCUAUGAGGCUUCGAAACCUUCCGCGAUCUUUUUUUCAGCCGCCUGACGGGGGAUCAAAAUCAGCUUCACAUAGUCGAGAAUCAAGUUUUGAAGGAACAUUUUCUCCUCCUCCCCCGUGUUCCGUUGGAUCAAAUUCGGCAACAACUUCGCCACAACAACAACAUAUAAUUGUAAGUGGUUUAACAGUCAGUCAUCGCCAUACACAUUCGUCUCCAGCAUCACUGCAACAAAGUUACAAUCAAACCACUUCCCAGCAUCAACAUCCGAGACAACAGAGUGCUGAUAGUAUAGACAGUAUUCCUCUUCCACCUGGGUGGGAGAUGGCAAAAACACAGUCUGGAGAGAGAUAUUUCAUAAACCAUGAAACAAAAACCACCACAUGGAAAGAUCCCCGUAAAAAUCUUAGUGUUGGAGCUUUGACUACACCGAGAAGUUCUAACCUUUUAGUAUCAACUUCCACUUCUGGUUCAAACAUACCACCAAUAAACCUAGGUCCACUUCCUGAAGGCUGGGAACAGGCAUGUACACCAGAAGGUGAAGUGUAUUUUAUUAAUCAUAACGACUGCACCACAUCUUGGCUGGAUCCCCGAUUAACUCUACAGCUGGGAAGAUUACCAUUAAUGCAGAGUCCUCAUCAUGGUCUUCAGCAACCGACCAUGCCAUCCUCACAACAGCUAGGCCAGCAGCAACCACAGGUGCAGGCCAAUUCAACAGGAACUCAGUCUUGUGUUCAGAACAAUGCAGCAUCUGCUUCAAUAUCAGCUGCAGUGACCACUGUGGCAGGAUCGGUGAACAGUCAGCUGAAUCUACAACAGCAGCAGCAACAGCAAAAACAAAGACUCCACAGACUCCAGUUGGAGCGAGAACGUCUCCGGCUCAGGCAGCAAGAAAUACUUAGACAGCCGGCCUCCCUUGGAAAUUCCAUGCUUAAUGAAAUGAUGCUAAGGAGGACCCUGGGUGAAGAAAAUUCCGUUAUCCCAAAAUCUCCACCAGGAAACACUGUGGAUAUGAUUCCUGUUUGUACAUCUGGCAUAGAUCCAUUUCUGGGAAGUUCCAAUCAACAUGCCCGUCAGGGGAGUGAGGACAGUGGGCUUGGACUUGGGACCAAUUACAGUGUACCUCACACCCCUGAGAACUUCCUAGGAAGUUUAGAGGAUGUAAUGGAUGGUGGAGACAUUGGGCAACAGGCAGGAGGUGACAUCAGCAUGGAAGUGCUACAGAACACAAACCUGAACCUAGGAAGUGACACUAUGGAUUCUGAUGAUUUAGUACCCAGCAUACAGGAAGAAAUCACAGAAGAACUGCUCUCUGAUAUGGAGUCUCUUCUGACCUCUAACAAAGACAAUGUACUGACAUGGCUGUAAUUUCAAACAACCUUAAAAGUGAAGUAACCAGGUCAGGAGUUUGGUGACUUCUUGCCAAUGUUCUCAUAAUGCAAGAACUAAGGAUAGAUAGUUCUUAAACGGUGCCUUCAAAACUUGUGUCAUUUUCAUGUAGUCAUAACUUCAGAUAUAUUUAACCUCUGGAUGUAAAACCACAUGACCCUCUAAGCAUUAUGGCUACAGAGUGCAAGCUUUCUGUUCAUUGUUGUAUCAUUUGUUCACUGGAGAAAACAUAUUUCAUUGUUGUUGUUUUUUUCAUAUAAAGUAUGUUUCUCUUUGAAACUUAUAUCAUGAGUUAGCAAAGGAUUAAUUUAUAUGUCAAGACUUUUUUUUGUUUAUUACAAGACACAUAUACUGUUAUUCAUUGAGUAAUUUUGAUCUUUGUUCAGUAAAUUGAAAUUAAUGUGGUCCAAAGUCUUAGCAUAUAUAUCAUUUAAUCAAAACGAUUGUAAUAUUAAAGUAACAAACUCUGAAUUAAAUAUUAGAUAUGCUGUAACAUAUAUAUAUAUAUAUAUAUUCAUAUCAAUAUUCAAUUAUAUGCUAAAGAAAGGUUGAUAUGCGUGUAUCAAAGCAAUAAAUGUAAUAUCUUUAUUGAAAUAAUACUGAUAAAUGUAUUCUAAUCUAGGUUUUUUCAAGUAUUUGUUGUAGAGAGUACAAACGUUAUGUAUUAAAUACACAGGGAUCCAAGUAAAGACUGAUUACUACUUUACAACUAAUACUACAGGAUUCAAUGUUACUGUCAAAUAUAUUGUUACCUUAAUCUGAAUUUUGAGACUACAAAAUGGAAUGUACUCUUUGGUGCACAUAAUUUCAUGAAAUAUGAAAAUUAUCCUUUCUGAAUGGUUAAAUUCGUUGGAAGGGUUAUGUGUUUGCACUAAGAAGUUAAUGCUGUUUUAUAGUUUUUAGCUGAAGAGAUUUUUACAAAUAUAAUUUUUUUUAUAUUAAAAACAAUAGCUACACAAACAAUGAAGAUUCUUUGUCACAUUGUUUAAGUGUACUGUGCCUUGAAUUAUCAAAUCAUCUUUGGCUUCCUUAGAUAUGCCUUAUUCAACAUAGUAUUCAAUUGUAAUAUAGUAUACUGUGUAAUAUAUGCCAGUUUUAGAUUCCAUUCAUGGUAAUGAAUACUUACACCUUUAAAUGGUACAUGUUCUCAUACUUGUUCUCUUCUUUGUUUAUAAUUUCUGGUAAUAAUUAAUUAGUAUUUUCUUUUUUCAUAUUUCAGUCAAUAUAUUAUGAACAUCCUUAAAACUAAUUUAAUUUUUAUCAUUGAUAAACCUUUAACCAGUCUUCACUAAUUACAUAAGAAGCAUUGCACUAAAUACAUGCAUUUUCCAUAUAGUUUACUGUAUUUUUUAAGUUACACAAAAAGCAGCAUCAGAUUCUAAUUUAUUUUCUUCUGUUCAAAAUUAUUGUACACCUUCUCCGUGCUGUUAUUUUGUCUUGUUACUUUUUGUGUGUUCCUUUUACUUAAUCUUUUCCCUAUGUGGAAGAUACAGACAAAAUUUUUUCCUUGUCAGUGUGUUUCUGCCAUAAUUUAGGGUCUGGGACUUCAGUUCAGUUUUUUUCUCUGUUUACUACUUCUACAGUUUCACAUAUGUAAUUUCAUAUAUUUACCUCUGAGAUUUCUUCUGCUGUUGUAUGAUGUUCUGUACUGACAGUACAGUUUGUCUCAAGUAGAUUCCUUCUCUUCUGUCACAAAUUAUGGUCCUUUUCACUGCAUUUGAAGCCAUGUGCCAUUUCUUUGAGAAAUGGUCCUGGUUCUUGUUCUAUUUUUUACAUCUAUGCUACUGCUCAACUUCCAAGAUCUUUACAUCUUCAUGCUAGUUUGUCGUCACAGUAUUCUUCACCUUAGCUCUUUCUACUCAACUGUCUCUUUGACAGGAUCAUUCUCCAACUUCAUUCAAUGGGAGUUAUUUGGAUGUUUCUUCCAGAGCCAAAAUCCUCUCUUUUGGUUCAGUUUUUUAUGCUUUCUUUUUCAAAAGUUCCACAUGUAGGGCCAAGAGUUAUGGUUUUGGUGACCCAAAUGCCUCACCAUUGGUAUGAUGUUCUUUAGUGGAUGAACAGUUAGAUUGGUUCAUUACCUGGAGUUUACAGAUCUGUUCUCAUUCUUGUAAGAUGGUUUUAUAUAAUCUUGGAUUUCACUUUCGUUUUUUGGUCUAACUAAUUUUAUUUAUUUCUUUUUGAUUAUUUUUAAGUCUUUUCUCACUUGAUCAAGCAGAAAAGCAGGGUUCCAAUGUCAGUUUAUUUAUUUUUUAUAAUUACCUGUUCAAGGCAUCUAGUCAUACAAAUUACAGACUUAUCCCUUCUCAUCUAUUUACUAUGUCUUAAUGUAGGUGGCUAAACCACAUCCUAGCCAUGACACUAGAAAUAUAAAUUUUUUCUUCUCCAUUUUCUUCCAGAUGUAAAGUAUUAAAUAUUAGUACUUGCCCUUAGCAAAAUAGGUGAUUUGCACAUAUUAAAUUAAUAUGUGUAUAUUAUAGAUUUCAUUAUUGGGUAAUUACUGACUUAUACAGAAUGAUCCUCUCCUCUCUUUUUUGUCCCAUCAAAUCUUCUUUAUCGGUUAAGUUUCAAAUUCAUGUUUUUAUUUUUUAAUAAAAAGAUUUGUUUUUUGCAAUACUGCAGACCACAUAUAUCUUGAUAAUGCACUUGUCACAUAUGCUGCUCCACCUUUAUAUACAUUUUAUAUUUUAAAGAGUUGUAAGUUAUGAAUUGGCCUACAAGAGAUUGGACUUUGCUUGCCAUUACAGCAGGCCAAUACUAAAAUGAUUAGGUUUCCAAUUACUAAUUUAUAAAUCACAAAUUCUUUAAAUAAAACAAUUAUAUUUGAAAUAGUUUACAGAAAUUUGGAUUCACCACAAACUUUUCACAUAUGCAGGUUCUGACUAACCUCAUAUUCUAAAAGAUUCUAUUGUAAAUACUUAGUUCAUUGAGUUUCUCUUGAAUCAGAUUCUUUUUAAGUACUCUGAAUUGAACUGGCCUUAAACUUAGAUAUUUUUCAUUCAAAGAACUCGUUCCUUGGCCAUGUUUAAAAAAUAAAAUAUUACAUGGCUGGUUAACAAUAGCAACAUCAGAUGUUAUAGUUUAUACAAAAACUAUGAUUUCAUAAUGUAUUUUAAAAUCUGAAAUCUUUAAUUUUCUGUACAAGGAGAAAUACCCCCCCCCCACCAACAAUACAGUUCAUACCUCUGAAAUCAGGGGAUUUUUACAUCAUGGAAAGUUAUAGUAGGUGAAGUAAAUGAACAUCAAGGUUGAAACAUGCCAUUGAGUACUACUUUCACUCUGGUACGCUUUAUUUUCCAAUAAAAAGUUCAUCUAUUAAUAAUGAUGCACUGCCUAUUGACAAAACUAGGGUGAACUGUUGCAACUUUCAGUCAAAUUCCGAAGAUCAUAUUAGCUUCACUCUUAUUUUGGAUAAUAUAAUUCUUGUAAUGGUGUUAGAACCUGUAAUUAAUUAGCAUGUGUAAAAUAGUAGAUUGUAGAGCAUAUUUUUUAUAACUAGUUUGUUUUAGCAAGUUUAUUAAACAUUUGUGCAGUGUUUUACUAUUACUUGCAAAAUAUAACACUUUACAACAUAGAGGAACUAACCUUGUCUUGUUAAGUAGCACUGCUUUGGGCUUAUUAUUCAUACUGGUAUUUUACAAAUAUUGGUGGAAAGUGUACCAGUUGAUAUGAUUGUAUAUUCUGAGUUUUGUGAUAAAGGUAGACAUAGAAAUAUUUAAAGAAUACCAUGUGUAAAAAUAACAAAACAGAAAAAUAAGAUAUAAGUAGCAGUGUAACAAGAUUAUAUAUAUAAGAGUUUAGUCUUCUGUGUUUUUGUUACUGAUUUUUGAUUGCUCAGGAAUUCUUGUGUUGUGGAGUUAAAAAAUAGGAAUGUUGCUUGUAGUUGUCAAUAUUAAGGUUUAUUUCCAUGUGGAAGAAACAAAAUAUUUAAAAAAUUAAGUUGCAUGCAUUGUUAAAUUUGUGGUAAAUGUUACUCAAUUUCAAGUUAUUUAGAAAAUGAAUUUUAUUUUUUCAAGAAUUACGUAUGUGAUUAUACAUAUAUAUAUAGUUGUCAAUUAAUCUAAGUAAAAUAAUGAUAUUGACUAUUACAGCUGUGUAUGUUAGUAACACAAGGGGAAGAUGAAAAGGUGUUUAUAAGAAUGUUUGCUUAUACAGUGCUUUUUCAAACAAUACAAACAUCUUCAUACUUAACUUAAAAGUGAUGGCAGCUAUAGCUUUAUUUUUUUCUGGUGUGAUUUAUUUUUUAAACAAUCCUACUAUUAUAAUACAUGCACACACCAGUUAGUGUUGAAAUUCAUUAGGCUACUGGUUUUACACACAGACAUACACAUUAUGGUAGAAUUUAUAAUACUGGCAUUACAUAACUUUUUUUUUUUGAACCCAUGGCAGCAAAAUCACUAUUUUUGUAAUUUUACCAAUGUUUAACAUCAAUUCAAUUAUUUAAUCAUUCAUCACACGACAAGCUAAGUCAUUUUAUUACACUCGAUUUUCAAAUCAUAUGUCCCACUUUCAGGAGAAAUCUUGUUGUCCCUGUGUUUUAAGGCUUGUUACAUUUUUUACUCUAUCUGUUGAAUACUACUUUAUUGAUGGAAGAACAGAUUUUUAUUAUAGCCACUUAUAUUGUUUUGUUUCAACUUUGACCAAAUUAAUGGAAGGGAGUUAAAAUAAGAAGUACGAUUAUAAUUAUAAAUGCGUUCUUAGGUAAAACUUAGUUCAUAGUUUACCAUGUUAUCAGAUUAGUGUAAGAUAUUUAGUGCUGGGCAAUUGUCAGUUUUGAAAUUGAUUCAGUAUUUUUAAUUAAUCCAAAUUACAGAUUAUUCUAAUUAGAUCAUUAAAAAAUGACAAACCAAGUUCAUCUAUUAAUAAUGGUGCACUGCCUAUUGACAAAACUAGGGUGAAGUGUUAUAACAAUGAAAAAAACAACAACAAAAAACAGAUGACUUGGUGUCCAUUAACUCAAUAAAUAUUAGAAGACAUAAUAUAAGAUAGAAUAGUAAUCUAAAAAUUGUUAUAUUAAUCAAUAAAAAAUGGUAAUUUGUUUCCUGCUUAAAAUUGGAUACUCUUGUGCAAGUAUUUUCACACUGAUUCUAACAAUGUGACAAUUAAUGUUGUUAUGAAACUGCUUGAUAUGCAUUAUGGGCGAUGUAUUUUGAAGUGGAGAGGAUGUCUCUGUGCUUUUGUCACUUAAAGGCUCCCUCAGAACUAAAAAUCCCAGGGUGAUCUGAUAUGCAAGUUCUUACCAUGCAGUCAAUUAACCCAACCCACUGAUGUUGCCUGGAAUAAAGUUAACAGAAAAAGAGAAUACCAUUUAAAAGUUAUUAAUGUAAUGUAUUUAUUUAACAUUUCUUAUUUUUUUUUAGUACAAGGUUCAACAUUAAGAAGAUACAGAACAUUUGUUUUCAUUUUCUGCAAACCCUUUAUAUUUGGGAUAAGAUAAUGAUGAGAGCAAUGACUCUGAAUUCUUCUCUGUGAGUGAACACCCCCCCAACAGCACUCAGUUCUUAUGUACUUAUCAAAUGAAAUGUAUUAAGUAAUAAUAUAAAUUUGGUUUGAUGUUUAUUUUCAUAAUUGAAAACUAAUUGGAAUUUCGAUUAAUUGUUCAGCACUAAUGACCAAACUGAGAUAACUGAAAACUACAUUAUUAAAAACCUUUGGUUUCCACUGUUUGUUUUGUUGAAUAAAAGUGGUCAUGAACAAUAACUUAUCAUUAAUCAUUAUAGAAAACUACAUUUCUGUACAAUUCCUUUUCAUAAAUACCAUCAGUGAAUAUUAGUUUUACAUUUGGAAGAUUAAGCUUGUUUAUGUGAUAUGGAGUAUAUGUCUACUUCAAUGGCAUGUAGAUUAUGGUUGAAACUGAUUAUAAUUUUAGGUACCUUAGAAGAAAAAAAGGCGUUUAAUAGACAAGAAUUGGUUUGUUGGUGUGCCAAACGAAGAGAGAAGUGAUGGAAUAAUUAGCAAUUCCUGUAGACUUCCAUUAAACUGGUUACCUUCAUGUACACUUUAUUGUGAUAAUAGUAAACCUUUGGGGAUGUAGAUUUGGGUUUUGGGUAGCUUAUUUUUGUGCAACGUUUUUAAGGUGAAGGUAUUUGCAUGUUAAUUGUUCUUGUCCUGUAAAUGAAAGCUAUUUUUUAAAGUCUUUGCAAUCAAUAUUUUGGUAGUUAUAUCUCAAGUGUACAUAAUAUCAAUCACUGGCCAUAAAAAAAGACAAGAAAAUUAAGAAGUGUCUUUCACUGUUACAUAUUCCAUAUGUAAAUAAACAGAUUAUAAUAACUGUGUUCAGCA
Messenger RNA from Limulus polyphemus (Atlantic horseshoe crab), 7986 nucleotides. RefSeq names its product transcriptional coactivator YAP1-like. The coding region runs from base 187 to 1686 and encodes 499 amino acids. Gene Ontology annotation, biological process: positive regulation of transcription by RNA polymerase II; hippo signaling. Gene Ontology annotation, molecular function: protein binding; transcription coactivator activity. Gene Ontology annotation, cellular component: nucleus; cytoplasm. Lineage: Eukaryota; Metazoa; Arthropoda; Merostomata; Xiphosura; Limulidae. The transcript is spliced from 8 exons. The record is from RefSeq and is a predicted model, not a curated record.